CACCAAAAUCACUAAAUGAAAAAUGUUUUAGGUUAAUAAAGCUCACAUUUUCUGAAUUUCAUUAAUUACUCUCGAAACGAAACAAUGAUGAAUAAUAUUAACGUUAUUUUAGCAAGAUCUAUGGUGGCGUCGUUUCCCCGGGUCGCCACUUGCAGCAAAAGACUGACAAGCUCGUUAUCCAGUGAAGCCGUCCGUCAGAACCACCUCUUCGACAUAGAGCAAAAAAAGCAGAAGGAAUCUGUAGGACGUAUCGAAAAAAUCCAAAUAGAGUAUGAAGGCCCUACAGACAAGGCCACCUUAACCAUGAAUAAACACAUUUCCACACCUUUUGAUUGCGCCAAACAUCUUGGCGAACGAAUCGCGGACCAGUCAGCUGUAGCUUUGUUAAACAAUGACACCCUCUGGCACAUGCACAAGCCCCUACCUGACUCCUGUAAACUCCAGUUUUUACAUUACAAAAUUCCGCAGCCCACCGCCGUCAACAAAAUCUUCUGGCGCAGUUGUAGUUUCAUUUUGGGUGCUGUAGCAAACGCCGCUUUUAAAGACACAGUCAAAGUGCAACUUCAUAGUUUUCCUAGCCCGAACGUGCGUUCAGGGAGUUUCGUCUACGACGUCCAACUCGAUCUGGCGGACUGGAAACCCACAGAAAAAGAACUCAAAGUGUUGUCGAUAGAAAUGAUCAAGUUCUGUCAGCAGAGUCACGCAAUUGAGCACAUGAAUGUGUCAACAGAGCUGGCGCUAGAUUUAUUUAGGAACAAUACGCACAAAUACCAGCAGAUACCGGACAUUGCGGCGCAUAAUAAUGGGAAAAUUACGUUAUUCAGGGCCGGGCAUCAUAUCGAUAUUUCGAGGGGGCCCAUGGUGACGAAUACGAAUCACUUGGGGCGGGUUACUAUAGCGAACGUGAUUAAGUUAAAUACGGAUGUUCCCGGGGGGCCCAUUUAUAGGUUUCAGGGGGUGGCGUUGCCGAAGUCGAUUAUGUUGAAUCAUUUUGCGUUCGGGUUGUUGGAGGAGAGGGCGCGCAAUUUGAAUCCGGCGAGGAUACCGGGAAGUCAGGAGAGCUUUGAAGAAGAUAACAGUUUCGUGGCGCAAGUUACAGCAUAGAGGAAUUUUGUACACUAAUAAAAAGUUAUUAAUUU
This is a messenger RNA of Zophobas morio, 1139 nucleotides long. RefSeq names its product large ribosomal subunit protein mL39 (gene mRpL39). Gene Ontology annotation, molecular function: threonine-tRNA ligase activity; nucleotide binding. Gene Ontology annotation, biological process: threonyl-tRNA aminoacylation. Gene Ontology annotation, cellular component: mitochondrion. NCBI's taxonomy places the organism in Eukaryota, Metazoa, Arthropoda, Insecta, Coleoptera, Tenebrionidae. The record is from RefSeq and is a predicted model, not a curated record. Bases 85 to 1104 code for a protein of 339 amino acids. The transcript is spliced from 4 exons.